This is a messenger RNA of Asparagus officinalis (garden asparagus), 610 nucleotides long. RefSeq lists its product as uncharacterized. Lineage: Eukaryota; Viridiplantae; Streptophyta; Magnoliopsida; Asparagales; Asparagaceae. The record is from RefSeq and is a predicted model, not a curated record. The coding region runs from base 100 to 486 and encodes 128 amino acids. The transcript is spliced from 2 exons.
ACAAAAUAUUGCCUGAGAAAAACUAAUAAAUAUAUUCUUUCCAUUUGGAAAAGGUUCCUUUAUUAUAUUGCAUCUCACAUACUGAUCUCAUAAGAAGCCAUGAAGAGCUCUUCUAUGAUUUUCCUUCUCUUUUACGUCUUUGCUUUAUUUUCAAAACUUGUUGUUUCUUCAAGAACACCUUGUACAAAACUGCCAGAUCCAGGGCCGGGGCCUUGCCUCUCUGGUAAAUGCCUGCAGUCUUCACCGGCGUCGGAGCGAUGUCCAUCGUCACUGUCAUCAGUUGAGAGAGUGGAAGACAAACAAGCUUAUAUGAUGGAGGAUUACAAGGCCAAGCUCAAUGUUCCCAUUGCAUGGUGCCCAUAUCGUUGCGAUGAGCCAAAAACAUGUUGCUGGAAACAGAACGGUGGAAUCAUAGAACGUGGUAUUUCCAUUGAUAAAACCCGUUGUUUUUGCCUUGUCUGCAGACAUAGUUGUCAAACUCUCUGAUUUUAAUGUGAUUAUUAUUUUAAGAACAAUGAAUAUCAUGCAUUUGUUAUGCUGUGCUCUUUUUUUUCUUCAAAAAAUUGGACUUUUUAUGUAUAGUUAUUGUCUGCAAAUUUUAUGUUGUUUA